CUCAACUGAUUAACCAAAAUCUAUCAUGUGCGAAAACUUAAACAAACAAUAUCAACUCUUCGAAGAACUCGGCCGAGGUCGGUUCGGCGUCGUCCACCGGUGUUUCUCUGCCGGAACCGGUGACUCUUUCGCCUGUAAGUCCAUCGACAAACGGCUCCUAUCGGAUACCACAGAUCGCGAAUGCAUCGAUAAAGAACCCAAAGUUCUUCACCUCCUUGGUGGAAACCCUCACAUAGUCCAAAUCCACGCUCUCUACGAGGACGAUAAUUUCCUCCAUAUGGUUAUGGACCUCUGCGACUCGCCGGAUCUCUUCGACCGCAUCUCGAAUCACGGCGGUGUGUUUUCGGAGUCGGAAGCGUUUUCUGUGUUUUCUCCUUUGAUUUCAGCGAUUAGUUAUUGUCAUCGUUCAGGCAUUGCGCAUCGCGAUAUCAAGCCGGAUAAUGUUUUGUUUGAUUCGAGAGGAAUGCUGAAGCUGGCAGACUUCGGAUCGGCUGAGUGGUUUGGGAUGAAUGAGCGGAGGACGAUGACCGGAGUUGUUGGCACGCCGUACUAUGUUGCGCCGGAGAUUUUGUCCGGUAGGGAGUAUAAUGAGAAGGUCGAUGUAUGGAGUGCUGGUGUUAUUUUGUACAUAAUGUUGGCCGGAGUGCCUCCAUUCUACGGAGAAACGCCAGCGGAGACGUUCGAAGCAGUACUGAGAAGUAAUUUGCGGUUUCCGACGAGGAUUUUCAGGUCUGUUUCUCCGGAAGCCAAGGAUCUGUUAAGAAAGAUGUUAUGCAAGGAUGUAUCUAGACGAAUUUCUGCUGAACAAGUUUCAAGGCAUCCAUGGGUUGUAAGUGGAGGUGAAACUCGAUCAAUGGCGGAUCUGAGCUGAGAAGAAAACCCUGUUGUCCUAGCAGCAGUACUACUACUACUAACAGAAAAGAGUGGAAGUUCGAUGAGUGUUUUGUAGCCCGAGAACUCUUCUAGGCCACCUUUCUUAUAUGUAGAUAGUCUCUUAUAUCUUCUUCUU
Messenger RNA from Lactuca virosa, 1009 nucleotides. The record is from the annotation of a GenBank genome assembly. NCBI's taxonomy places the organism in Eukaryota, Viridiplantae, Streptophyta, Magnoliopsida, Asterales, Asteraceae.